Molecule: messenger RNA, 2667 nt
Organism: Cervus elaphus (red deer)
Lineage: Eukaryota; Metazoa; Chordata; Mammalia; Artiodactyla; Cervidae
Exons: 18
Coding region: 1-2640 (879 amino acids)
Biological process (GO): regulation of Rho protein signal transduction; signal transduction
Molecular function (GO): GTPase activator activity
Source: RefSeq, a predicted model, not a curated record
AUGACCACAAGCAUUCUUGGUCUGCUUAAUUCUGGCAGCACAGCAUUCGAAAACUUCACCAAGAAGAUUUCUUUCAUACAAUUUCUCAUUGAAAACUGUCUCAAGAUAUUUGGAGAAAGUAUCACGUCUCUCUUUGGACCGAAGUCAGUGUGUUGUGAUAACAGUGAUAGCACUGACAUCACUGAUAACAGUGAGAAGGUUGCAGACAAGAAGACAGUUAGCAAGAGUUCUGUCAAAACCUGGGCCUUUUGGUGUAGCUCCAGGACUCGCGAGGACAACCAACACCCACCUCUACCACCCACAAAGCCAAAACAGCUCUUUGGAGCUCCUCUUGAGGAUGUAUGUGAUAACGACAGCCUGCCCACCCCAAUUCUGGAUAUGCUUUCCUUUAUCAAUAAAAAAGGGCUGUUUACAGAAGGCAUCUUCAGAAAACCUGGCAAAAUACAAUCAUGCAGAGCCCUAAAGAAGAAACUAAAUUCCGGGGACAAAGUGAACUUGGAUGAUGAAUCCAUUCUUGUGGUAGCAUCCACCUUAAAGGAUUUUCUUCGAAAUAUUCCAGGAGGCAUAUUUUCAGCCACUCUCUAUGAUAAAUGGCUUGAUGUUAUUGAUCAAGGGAAUGAGGAGGAGAAAAUAACUGCGACCCAGAGGCUUCUAGACCAGCUGCCAAGAGCCAAUGUAGUUUUUCUGCGAUACCUUUUUGGAGUGUUACACAACAUUGAGCAACAUUCCUCAUCCAAUCAGAUGACAGCUUAUAAUUUAUCAGUGUGUAUAACCCCAAGCAUUCUUGGUCUGCUUAAUUCUGGCAGCACAGCAUUCGAAAACUUCACCAAGAAGAUUUCUUUCAUACAAUUUCUCAUUGAAAACUGUCUCAAGAUAUUUGGAGAAGAUAUCACGUCUCUCUUUGGACCGAAGUCAGUGAGUUGUGAUAACAGUCAUAUCACUGACGUCACUGAUAACAGUGAGAAGGUUGCAGACAAGAAGACAGUUAGCAAGAGUUCUGUCAAAACCUGGGCCUUUUGGUGUAGCUCCAGGACUCGCGAGGACAACCAACACCCACCUCUACCACCCACAAAGCCAAAACAGCUCUUUGGAGCUCCUCUUGAGGAUGUAUGUGAUAAUGACAGCCUGCCCACCCCAAUUCUGGAUAUGCUUUCCUUUAUCAACCAAAACGGGCCGUUUACAGAAGGCAUCUUCGGAAAAUCAGGCAAAAUACAAUCAUGCCGAGCCCUAAAGAAGAAACUAAACUCUGGGGACAAAGUGAACUUGGAUGAUGAGUCCAUUCUUGUGGUAGCAUCCACCUUAAAGGAUUUUCUUCGAAAUAUUCCAGGAGGCAUAUUUUCAGCCACUCUCUAUGAUAAAUGGCUUGAUGUUAUUGAUCAAGGGAAUGAGGAGGAGAAAAUAACUGCGACCCAGAGGCUGCUAGACCAGCUGCCAAGAGCCAAUGUAGUUUUUCUGCGAUACCUUUUUGGAGUGUUACACAACAUUGAGCAACAUUCCUCAUCCAAUCAGAUGACAGCUUAUAAUUUAUCAGUGUGUAUCACCCCAAGCAUUCUUGGUCUGCUUAAUUCUGGCAGCACAGCAUUCGAAAACUUCACCAAGAAGAUUUCUUUCAUACAAUUUCUCAUUGAAAACUGUCUCAAGAUAUUUGGAGAAGAUAUCACGUCUCUCUUUGGACCGAAGUCAGUGAGUUGUGAUAACAGUCAUAUCACUGACGUCACUGAUAACAGUGAGAAGGUUGCAGACAAGAAGACAGUUAGCAAGAGUUCUGUCAAAACCUGGGCCUUUUGGUGUAGCUCCAGGACUCGCGAGGACAACCAACACCCACCUCUACCACCCACAAAGCCAAAACAGCUCUUUGGAGCUCCUCUUGAGGAUGUAUGUGAUAAUGACAGCCUGCCCACCCCAAUUCUGGAUAUGCUUUCCUUUAUCAACCAAAACGGGCCGUUUACAGAAGGCAUCUUCGGAAAAUCAGGCAAAAUACAAUCAUGCCGAGCCCUAAAGAAGAAACUAAACUCUGGGGACAAAGUGAACUUGGAUGAUGAGUCCAUUCUUGUGGUAGCAUCCACCUUAAAGGAUUUUCUUCGAAAUAUUCCAGGAGGCAUAUUUUCAGCCACUCUCUAUGAUAAAUGGCUUGAUGUUAUUGAUCAAGGGAAUGAGGAGGAGAAAAUAACUGCGACCCAGAGGCUGCUAGACCAGCUGCCAAGAGCCAAUGUAGUUUUUCUGCGAUACCUUUUUGGAGUGUUACACAACAUUGAGCAACAUUCCUCAUCCAAUCAGAUGACAGCUUAUAAUUUAUCAGUGUGUAUCACCCCAAGCAUUCUUGGUCUGCUUAAUUCUGGCAGCACAGCAUUCGAAAACUUCACCAAGAAGAUUUCUUUCAUACAAUUUCUCAUUGAAAACUGUCUCAAGAUAUUUGGAGAAGAUAUCACGUCUCUCUUUGGACCGAAGUCAGUGAGUUGUGAUAACAGUCAUAUCACUGACGUCACUGAUAACAGUGAGAAGGUUGCAGUGACAACAGAACAACCUCUUGAAUCCAAGCCAGUGAGAGUGACAGUGAUUUACAGAAAGGCACAACUGCAGUAUAAUGCCAUGACCUCAUCAAGGAUGGGUCCAUCCACUGACCUGUCUACAGUUUUCUAAGUUCCUGAAGAUUACAGUGCCCAUAAG